Molecule: messenger RNA, 2356 nt
Organism: Durusdinium trenchii
Lineage: Eukaryota; Dinophyceae; Suessiales; Symbiodiniaceae
Source: the annotation of a GenBank genome assembly
GAAAAAAAUAACAUGAAACACACAUCUCCCGGCGGGUCCAUAAAAUCCUUCGGGUGGUGCUGGAAUGUGCUGGAUCAGAACAUUGCAUUGCCAAAUGAAGCUCCGGGACCUUGUGCUUUCACUUUUGUGUACUCAGUGUACUCGCCGUGACGAAAGCGAUCAACAAACUUCGUGGCUGAGUCAAAGGCAAUUCACUGCCCAAAAGAACAGAAACGCAAAAAAGACCUCAACCAAGUGGCUGAAUCAACUCGAACUCGCCUUCUUCUCGUGGGAGAACGGCACUGAAGGUCGCCUCUUCACGUAGCAUUGCUCGUUUCCGGUCGAUGACCCUUGAUGGUCCUUGAUUGUCAUGCGGCAUGAUGGCCAUGUUCUAUGCCCCCAGGUGGAUGAGAUCGUUUGAUGUUUCAGAGGACACCCCAAAACAAGACCCAUUCGCGCCUGGAGUCUCAGUUUUGUAGGGUCUAUUAGGUGCUGUGUUACUUGUGCCUUUUCCCAUCUUUUCCCUCUUCCAAAGACCCACCACACACGGCUGAAAACCUGCACUGGCACCUGGAUUUGGCGUACUGCCUCCUUCCUUUCUCAGGUGAGCAUCAGGAGUACUGGCCCCUGAUCACCGCAAGGCACUUGAUGACCCAUACCUCGGGCUUGGGCAAAGGACCUCCCGGCGUGACCUUCGAGUACAACAGCGGAGAGCACAUCCAGCAUUUGAGCGCGCUGAUCCGUGUCUUGACCUCUGAGCGCUACAGCUCACCGGUGGACUGGGCAGAGGAUCAGUUCGCCAAACCCUUGGGGCUGCAAGGACUCUUCGCCCAUGAUGGCUUGGAUGGUGAUAUUUCCAUCGGCGGAGGGCAACUCAUGAGCUGCUCGCAGUUGGCCAGGAUUGGGCAGCUGAUGAUCAACUGGGGCCGAUGGCCCCUUUCAGCCGCACCCACGUGGCCUUUGGAUUGGUUGCCUUGGGCCACGAACCGAACGGAAGUCUUUCAACUGGUGAGCAAGGAGUACAUCAGAGAGAUGACGCGACCCUCAUUUCCCCAGGUGGUGUCGACCUAUGGUAUGCUGCUUUGGAUCAACCACGCCGUCGGGCCCGACGACACCAGCUGCUGCAUGUGCACCUGCGGCGCCUGCUUCGGCGUGCCCGACCCGCCGAUCUUCGGCAUCAACGAGGAGGCAUGGUUCGCCACUGGCUACUUGACCAGGUACUUGAUCAUGCUGCCGGAGCGGGAGACCUUCGUGGUCUCCCUGGGGAUGGACCUCACCGGCUCGACGCCCUGCUCGGUCAGCUGGUCUUGGUUUUCCAUCACCUACGACGAUUCCUUCGGCGCCUUUUUGCAUUACCUGGUGAUCGAAGCUGCUUUGCCCUUUCCUGCGUCGACCACCACCCUCACCAGCACCACCUUCACGCGCACUCAGACCUCUACAUCACUCACUUCCACGACUUACACGAGUACUUCAGGUACCACUACCACCGUGGGGACUACAGCUGCAGCAGCCGAUGGGUGGCCCUGGGAUUGGCUGUGGCCAACCACCACCACUGCUGGCUGGUGGCCAUGGGACUUUCAGGAGCUCAACCUGGAGGAUUCCACGACGGCGACGACCACCUUCGACUUGUCCACGGUGAUCUACAACCACGGGACCAAAUCCAACACAUCUUUGGCGAGGAGGAAACGCAGGAGGAAGAGAAAGCAAAAAGAGCACGAAGAAGGUGAAGUGGACGAAGGAUACACUGGAGGAUCUUGCAGCUGCAGUUGUCCGGUGGACCAAGACUUCGGAAAGUGCUAUGAGCUGCCCAAAGACAUGGUCUUCGGGAAAUGGAACCAUGGACAGGAGGCCUGCAACGUCUUGGGUAACGCCUACCUCUUGUCGGAGCGCAGCUGCCCUGAUGUGGGCAUUGUCCAGCCCUGCAAAUCCAACUCCUGGGCCAUCGGCGGUGGGACACACGACCUUUGCAGCCGCACCUUUUGGAACGAGGACAUGGGCCUGAACUGCUCUCAGCUGACUUAUUGCGAGCACGCCAGAGGUCACCCUGUCUAUGAGGACACGCGUCGCUUGGCCACCUGCUCUUGCACCGUACUGCGGUGGAAGUGCGACUAUGACUACGAGCCCUGCGAUGUCAAUGACACCUAUUACACCCCUGGCUCGCCAGAGCUUGCACAGCACCUCUUGGUGCAUUGGUCGCCUCCCAAGAAACCCAAAGAAGGAUGGCCGUGGGCUAGUCCCUGGGCUUCAAUGGGACUCUUUGCUGCUGGGCUUUGUGUCAUCGCCUUGCUCCUCCUCCGCGCCCGCAGAAACGGUGUUCCUCGGACGGAAGGGGCUCCUCCAAGCUCGUACCGGCCACUGGCGGGCGAAUAGCGGCGAC